AUGCCCAAACUUAUUGGCUGGCGAUUGAAACCUGCCAGUUGUUGGCUCGCUAUUAGCUUUGUCGGAGCAAUUAUAGCUUGCUCUUAUUUGCUAUCAGCUUACUGGAGUCAUCAUCUGUUAUCCCUACACGGCCAGCAAAUUGGAGCCAUUAAAGAUUCGACAGAAACGUUGCAAUGCUCCAAGUAUCUUGAUCGCAAAAUCAUUAUUUUGCAAUGGACGACCUAUUUUUGGAAGAACGAAUCUGAAUAUGGAUUCGGAGGGGCGCCUUUCGACCGGUGCGAUCACAACCGUUCAGUUGUUUGUUUGAUGACGAUGGAUCGGAGCCUAGUGAACGAAAGCGACGCCAUUAUCUUCCACAUUCGGGAUCUCAAUCCCAACGACUUACCGCCAGCCGGAUGGAGGCGUCCUCAUCAACACUACAUCUUCUUCUUUUACGAAUCACCAAUGCACACAGAUAUGGCCAAGUUGCGCUUGCCUGUAUUCCAGCAUUUCUUUAAUAGGACGAUGACGUAUCGGCGGGAUUCUGACAUUCUCGAUUUGCAUCCCUACGGUCGCGUGAAAUGCAUCAACACGUCGUCCCGACCGUGUUUGAACUACCCGCGUCUGGAUGAUAGUCCGGUUGUUGAGGACAUCUUUGAAUCUGCUAAAAAUCCAUUUCGAAUUGAUCUGUCGUCGAAGAACAGGACGGUCGCCUGGUUCGCUACGAAUUGUAACACAGACAGUCGGCGUGAAUCACUGGUCCACAAUUUAUCGCUUUUCAUUGCGGUUGACAUUUACGGCUCAUGUGGAAACGGUAGCCAUCGAUGUGCGAAUCGAGCCGAUUGUGAUCUCAUGCUUAAUCGUUAUUACCGUUUCUACUUGAGUUUUGAGAACUCUCUGUGCACCGAUUAUGUGACGGAGAAGCUGUACCGACCGAUGGAUCACGAUACGGUGCCGGUGGUUUACGGUGAAGCUGAUUAUUCUUCAUAUCUUCCAGCCGGAUCGUAUGUAGACGCCAGAGGUUUCGAUAGUCCGCAAAGUCUGGCAAAUCAUCUCAAUAGAUUGAUGAACGACGACGAGCUCUAUUUGAGCUAUUUUGCUUGGAGAAGGAAAUACGUUGUCGACCGCACCCCUGGCAAUGGCAUAUGUCAACUUUGUCGGUUGUUAAGUGAUGAAAAUACGAAAGAAAAAUCUUAUCCAGACAUUGCCACAUGGUGGUAUAGCGUUAAUCAAACCUGCCGUUCACCACCCGCAUCUCUUGUCUGACUGAAAUGCGACAUAUGGAUUAGAUUUUUUUCUGUAUAAAUAUACCGGAAGCAAAACCGAUGUUGCUCGUCUUUGA
Molecule: messenger RNA, 1321 nt
Organism: Daphnia carinata
Lineage: Eukaryota; Metazoa; Arthropoda; Branchiopoda; Diplostraca; Daphniidae
Product: alpha-(1,3)-fucosyltransferase C-like
Exons: 2
Coding region: 1-1245 (414 amino acids)
Cellular component (GO): membrane
Molecular function (GO): alpha-(1->3)-fucosyltransferase activity
Source: RefSeq, a predicted model, not a curated record